AAAAAUCGGAUUUCCAAAUCGGAGAGUCUUCAAUUGAAUUAGCCACUUAUUGAAUGUGAGAUUGUUGUAAACAUUGGCGAACGGUAUAAAAGACAAACGCAUGGAGCCCAGUGAGAGCAGUCGUCAAACGGAUAUGGCGGCGGACGAAUCAAAAUCGGAGUCUGAAUCAGAGUCAGAGGCAAAUAACGAAGAGCUGACUGUCGUUGAGCAAAUCGAAGAAGAUGACAAUUCCGGACAGGAGUGCGACAAGGCGAAGGCUAAUCGGCUGAAAGAGCGUGAGGAGAGACCGCUCGUUCUGGAAGAAAGACACUCACUUUCCAUAGCCGAAACGAAGAAGCGUCGCGCCAGCGUCUACUCCAAUGAGAACCUGUUCAUACCCAAGGAGCUGGCUCGUAGUGAGCUCCAUCUGCGCAAAUAUCAGUCGGCUUUGAGCUCAUUGGAUCAAAUUAGCAAAAACAGUGAUUACUGCAUAAGAAUGCUCAAGUUUCCGGUUGGAUCAGGUCGGGCGCGUUACGUAGCCCAACAAUUGAAGAGGAAAAAAACAAAGACAGCGAAGGAUAUUCCAAAACAACUACUCGAAGAGCCGAAGUCAAAGGAAAAUGAAAAGAAAAUAAAUGAAAAGCUGUGCAUAAAGCAGGAAUCAGAACGUGGUCAACUGGAUGAUGCUCAGCCUCAGCCUCUUAGCAUGCCCAACCUCGAUGCGGAGCAUGCGGAGGAACGUCAACUGCACAGCGAUGACGAGUGCUGCAUCAUACUGGAAGACAUACUCAAUGCGGCCUUGCCCGACUCCGAAGAGGACGGCACCGAGGAAUUGAUUGAGCUCGUAUCCAAUCGCCAAUUGAAGCGAGCUGCGUGCUCAGAGCUAAAGCCCAGCAGAGCAGAUCAGUUGCUGGCGGAUAAGCAGGAGCUGUCACAAUUGCCACUCCUGCGUUGGCAUAAUCCGAACGGAAAUGAUCAGAACAUUAAAAUGGGUAUUAUGGAUGAGUUGGAGCACAUAAGUUUGUCGGCCAAUGCUGAGAUCUAUGUGGGCUUCAACGAGGUGACGACUGUGACAGCAGCUGAUGCAGCGCAGCAGGCGGAACAGCUCAAUGAGCAGGCGGAGGAAUUCCUAAAUGUAGCUGUAGAGGAAGCAACACCAGACAGCAGAGGGCAGCCAGUGGAGCCACAGCAUGCAGAAGAAGCAGAAGAACAGCAGCAACCAUCGCAGGAGCUGGAUGAACAGCUGCCAGCUGAGAGUAUGCCACAUAUUGCCAAUGCGCACUACAUGCUCGGUGAGCGAGCGACAACAUCGGGAGGUUAUCCGCCAAUCGAGGCACAUCAUUUGAUGCAGCGCAUCAUCUUGCCGCGCUUUUAUCCCGGCGAUUCGCUGCAAUCAACCAGCAACAAUGAAAAUCUGCAACAUUUUGUGGACUCGAUGGCUACAGCCGAAUAUAUGCAGCAGUGGAACAAAGAUCACUUCGAGAAGUACGCGUACUCGCGGCCAGCCGUGCAGCAACAGCUGUCACAGGAGUGGCAGGCGCAAGUGUUGCGACAGCAGCAACAUCAAACUUACUUUCAAGAGCAACACUUGGACGCGGGUCAGAAGGAGUUGCAUCAGCUCAAUGCGCAGUAUCAGAAACUGAAGUGUCAAGAGGACGAGCAGCUCAAGAAUAUCAACAAGACACUCAAGGAGAUCUAUGCGGAUCGCUUGAUUUGCGAACGCCAACAUGCGGACUAUCAUAGAAACUUCAUGCACAAAAUGAUUGAGAGCAAAAAGCAGGAGGAGAAUCUGCAGGCACACAAAAGCCAGCUGAAGAGGCAGCUGGAAGUUGAGCUCAGCAGCCUGGAGCAGCGCAUCGCUGACAAGCACCGUCAGCUGCACGAGCGUACGCGCACAUGGCAAUGGCAGCGACAGCAAUACCAAUACCAGCAGCAGCAACAGCAACAGCAGCAGCAGCAGCAGCAGCAGCAGCAUCUCUCACAUCCGCAUUUCCUUCGACGUUUUCCGCCACCCGCUUAUCAGCCGCGCUUGCAGUGCUUUCAGGAUGCAUUUUCGCAGUGCUUGGACAUGCGCAUAUCGCCUAGUUCACAGCUGGAGGCACAGCGCAGACUGAUACCGCCAGCAGUUGCCUUCGUGCCGCCGCCGGUGGCAGCUAGCUCAACUGAAUGCCCGUCCCACAGCGAUAGCAACCUGCGCCGUCAGCACACGAUCGACUACAGAGCCCUCAAUCCGCAUCUGCAUCGAUCCACCUCGCAUGCCCUUGUGCAUCCUUGCAGAACAAACUAUUCAAGCUUUGCCCCUGCAACAGCCACAGGCAACAUAAUGCCAACUGCCCAUCAUUUUACGCUGCCUGAAACCUCGACCCCCGAUGGCCGAGGCCAGCUGAACCAGGCGAUCGAGCAAACUGCGAUAACCUCCAUAAUUAGCAACUACGUCUCCAACUAUCUGAACGACAUGGAGUCACACAAUUCCUAAGC
Drosophila hydei is the source of this 2457-nucleotide messenger RNA. RefSeq names its product protein lava lamp. NCBI's taxonomy places the organism in Eukaryota, Metazoa, Arthropoda, Insecta, Diptera, Drosophilidae. The record is from RefSeq and is a predicted model, not a curated record. The coding region runs from base 101 to 2455 and encodes 784 amino acids. The transcript has 4 exons.